ACAAAAACUAAUUAAAUAUCCUACUUAGGAAAUUGGACCGUCUCUUUCCUUGUUGCUUCAUCUUCAUCCAUGGGGCAUUCCGUUGUCCGAUGAAAUUCGGACGUUAGUUCUUCAGAUUCUUCUACAAGCCAUGAUGAAAUUUUUCUGAGCUUUGAAUAAUUCUUCUGCCAAAGUUGCCUCUUGUAUAGAUAAGAACAUUUGAGAUGGAAAUAUCCUUCUCUCCUUUUGGGUUUUAUAACUGAGCUUUGAAUGCAUUUCAUCAUGGCCAUUUUAAAUUCUCACAAAUUCCAUGAGAUUUCUCCACCUCAGUCAUCACUGAUUUAUCCUUCUUCACCUCAGAUAAGUUUAUUCCAAAUUGGUGAUCACCUAGUGUAAACAAAAUUUGCAUGUUACUUUCCUUGUAUGGGUCAAAUUCUUUUCUUUUCUUUUUUUUUUGUAUUAAUUUCUCAAUUUGCUAUGUCAUUUGUGGGAGGGGAAAACACAAUGUCCAUUCCCAUUGACUCUUUUUACUUUCAUCCUAAAAAGAUCCACACAUAAAAACUUGCUAUUCUUUGAAUUAUUAUUUCCUAUUCAACCUACGUGAUUAAUUUGCUUUUUUUGGACAUAUUCUCCGAUCCAAGAUUCGGUGUGAUUAAUUAAUUUACUUUUUUCAACAAGAAUUUACUGUCCAAAAAUGGAAUAAUGACUAGAGCAUUUUUGACGGAUAAAUGACUCAUUUGAAAACGCUGAGUUAAAUUUUUACCUUAAAUGACUGUACUUAAAUGUUUACCUUAAAUGACUAUGUAAAUUCUUUUAUAUAUUGAAAUUUUCGGACUCCAAUUUUCCCACAUUCUUUCUAAUGGAAACGACUAUUUUUUUAUAUAUUCAUUUUCUUCUUUUAUCAAUAUCAUGUUUUAUUCACAAAUCAAAUGGGUUGAAUUCAACAUUAGAAAAUUGUAAUUUGUUUGAAGGAAGUUGGAUUAUUGAUGAAUCUUAUCCACCUUAUGAUUCAUUAAGUUGUCCAUUUUUACGUGAUGAUUUCAAUUGUCUCAAGAAUGGAAGGCCUGAUGAGUUUUAUCUUAAAUAUAGAUGGCAACCUACUGCUUGCAAUUUACCCAGAUUUGAUGGAAAAGUUUUCCUGGAAAAAAUGAAAGGAAAAAGGCUUUUGUUUGUGGGAGACUCACUAGGCAACAAUCAAUGGGAAUCCCUUGCAUGUUUGCUUCAUGCUGCUGUUCCUACUUCCAAAUAUAUCUAUGACAGAGGGGGUAUUAUCACUCUCAAAUUUCAGGAAUAUGGUGUAUCACUGGAGUACUUGAAGAAUCCAUUUCUGGUAGACGUUUCCCAUGACAAAGAUGGUCGAAUUUUGACACUUGACUCCAUUACUAGAACCUCAAUCUGGACAAAAACUGAUGUGUUAAUAUUUAACAGUUAUCACUGGUGGAAUCAUACUGGGACAUUACAAGGGUGGGAUUACUUAGAAGUUGGUGGCAAACGAUUUAAAGAUAUGGAUCGUAUGAAAGCUUAUAAGAUUGGAUUGACUACUUGGGCUAAUUGGAUUGACUCCAACAUUGAUCCUACCAAGACUAGGGUCUUCUUUCAAGGAAUUCCUGCUCUUCAUUUUGCGUAAGUUCCUUAAAUUCAAUGAGUUGCUAUUUGGAAGAGUUAACAAUACGCUAUUACUAUGCUGAAGUUUACCAUUACAUUGAUAUCAUCAAUGAUUCAG
This is a messenger RNA of Capsicum annuum, 1702 nucleotides long. Its product is annotated as protein trichome birefringence-like 39. Lineage: Eukaryota; Viridiplantae; Streptophyta; Magnoliopsida; Solanales; Solanaceae. The transcript is spliced from 4 exons. The coding region runs from base 839 to 1606 and encodes 255 amino acids. Gene Ontology annotation, cellular component: Golgi apparatus. Gene Ontology annotation, molecular function: O-acetyltransferase activity. The record is from RefSeq and is a predicted model, not a curated record.